Lycium ferocissimum is the source of this 650-nucleotide messenger RNA. Its product is annotated as histidine-containing phosphotransfer protein 4-like. Gene Ontology annotation, molecular function: histidine phosphotransfer kinase activity; protein histidine kinase binding. Bases 102 to 515 code for a protein of 137 amino acids. Gene Ontology annotation, cellular component: nucleus; cytoplasm. Gene Ontology annotation, biological process: phosphorylation; phosphorelay signal transduction system; cytokinin-activated signaling pathway. The transcript has 6 exons. NCBI's taxonomy places the organism in Eukaryota, Viridiplantae, Streptophyta, Magnoliopsida, Solanales, Solanaceae. The record is from RefSeq and is a predicted model, not a curated record.
GUCUUUAGAAAUAGUAUGUCAUAGCCUCUUUGUAUUCUUCAAACAGAUUUUAAUACUUCUUUAAAUUCAAUAUUUCCAUUCCUUUUUACGUAAACAAAAAAAUGGAGAACCAAAAGCAACGCCAAGCUGCUUACAUGAGGAGAAGCCUCUUGGACCAGGGAUACCUUGAUGAACAAUUUAUUCAUCUUGAAGAAUUGCAAGAUGAUGCAAACCCUAACUUUGUUGAAGAAGUUGUCAAGCUAUUUUACACAGAUUCAGCCAGAUUUAUUCGCAAUAUUGAACUUGCAUUGGAAAAUGGACCCUAUGAUUUUGCUAGGCUGGAUAAUUUGAUGUACCAAUUCAAGGGUAGCUGCUCAAGCAUUGGUGCCAGAAGAGUAAAAAGACAAUGUUCUCAGUUUCAGGAAUAUUGUAAUGCAAAAAAUAUAGAAGGGUGCAAGAACACAUUCCAAGGAGUGAAACAAGAGUAUGCUACUCUAAAGACUAAGCUUGAGACUUACUUUCAGAUGGAAAGGUAAAGCUUCAGCUUAUGUUUGAUGUCCAAAGCAGCAUCAGAUUCGAAAUGAACAAGCCCCUCAUGGUCUUCCCUCAAGUAGCUUAAUAAGGAUAUUGCUGCAUUUAUAUAAAUGAUAUAUAGAAUCUUCUUAUCAUGA